CAUGGGGAACAAUAGACUUACAAGGUUGCUCUUCCAGCAAAUAACCAGAAAACAAUGGCAUCCUCCUGCAGAUACAAGAACAGGUGCUUUUCAUGGAAGGCCCUAUUCAAGUAAUUCACUCAAAGAGGCUUUGAAACCUGAGAUUCCAGAAGAGAUUUCCAGCUCUGCAGUCUGCAUUUACAAGGUCCCAGAUAUCAUGCGCCGGGUGCAGAGAAAGGCAUAUCAACCCAAUGUCAUCUCAAUCGGUCCGUACCACCAUGGCGUAGAGCGCCUCGAAGCCAUGGAAAAGCUCAAACUGAAAUUCGUUUGCCGCCUUUUUGACCAGAAUGGACUCGAAUUAGAUCUUGUGAAGAAUGCGUUGGGAAAGCUGGAGGAAGAAGCUCGGAUUUGCUACUCGGAGGAAAAGGAAAUCCGACUUGGAAAAGACGGAUUUGUGGAGAUGAUGCUCGUCGAUGGCUGCUUUGUUGUUGAGCUUCUUAGAGAGGUGUGGCGGCGUGAAUCCGAACACCAAAUACCUUUCAUCCAAAGGUGGAUGCUGCCCAUUUUCCGUCGAGAUCUGAUAAUGCUUGAAAACCAGCUCCCAUUCUUUGUUCUGUCGGAAUUGUUUGAAAUCACAAGUAAAAAUACUACGCCGCCGCCGCCGCAGCCGCCAUGUUUGCAAAAGCUUGCGCUUCACUUCUUUAAUCCUCUGCUGCAAAGAGAUUUUGACACAACACCGCCGAAGAUCGUAGCAACCGGUGAAGGAAGUACCGGAGCAAGGCACUUUCUCGACCUUUUCCGGUCGACUAUUGUCCCGGUGACGCCGGCGAGACGGAAACAGCCCAACAUGAUCCGUUCAACAACGGAGCUGAAAGAAGCCGGUGUCAAAAUACAGAGAGCAAAACAUUCGCAGCUGCUCGAUGUAACGUACGAGGAAGGGGUGCUGAAGAUCCCUCCUCUGUACAUCGACGAUUACAAGGGUACCCUGUUUCGAAACAUGAUGGCAUUCGAAAAAUGCCACCGCCAUUGCCACCCAGACGUCACCACCUACAUGUUCUUCUUCGAUGGACUCAUCAACUCAGCAAAGGACGUGGGGCUUCUCCAUUACAAAGAAGUGCUUCAGCAUUCUUUGGGAAGUAACAGAGAGGUUGCUAAACUUGUGAGCACCAUUUGCAGGGAAAUUGAUCGGGUUGCAGACGAGUCGUACUUGUACAUGGUGGCGGAUGACGCCAAUUCUUACUUUGCUUCCAUUUAUGCCAAGUUUCGAGCAGGAUUGGUGCGCCACUAUUUCAGCAGCUGGCUGGUGGGAUUCUCAACGAUGGGUGCAAUAUUUGCUCUGUACCUGACCCUUGUUCAGACUGCAUCUGGGAUUGCUAGUGCCAUCGAACCCCUGGGAAAAGGUGACUUCGGAUCAUAUAUAAAAGAUUCAGUGUUGCUCCCUUUCUCUGGUAAGCCCAGCUCCAGAGGUGGUUCAACAACCGGAGAAGAUGAAUCCCUGUAGCUGUAGGAAGUUUUGGUAUUUUAUGCAUUUCUGAUUUAUUGUAGAUUUAUGGAGUUGAAGGGCCUGCUUGUAUUUAGUCUACAAGUCAAUUUGGCUAAUAAAUAUGUUAAAUAUAGAGAAACUUUGGGUAGUUUCUCUUCCAAUUCCCUGCUUCCCUACAAUGGAAAUACUUUUCCCCUAGGCUUGGCUUGUGUUGCUUUGUUUACUCCCUUUGCAACUGACUUGCAAACUUGCUUGGUGCAAUUCUACUUUUUU
This is a messenger RNA of Corylus avellana, 1735 nucleotides long. Lineage: Eukaryota; Viridiplantae; Streptophyta; Magnoliopsida; Fagales; Betulaceae. The record is from RefSeq and is a predicted model, not a curated record.